Molecule: messenger RNA, 1904 nt
Organism: Dryobates pubescens (Downy woodpecker)
Lineage: Eukaryota; Metazoa; Chordata; Aves; Piciformes; Picidae
Gene: CPSF4
Product: cleavage and polyadenylation specific factor 4
Exons: 8
Coding region: 171-902 (243 amino acids)
Molecular function (GO): RNA binding; zinc ion binding
Source: RefSeq, a predicted model, not a curated record
CGGGGCGGCGAGGAGCUGCCGCCGCCGCCUCCCCUCACCUCAGGCACUGCCGGCACGGAGCGGAGCGGGCCGGGCCGGGCCAGCCCGGGCCCGGCCGCCCGCUGCCCCCCCCCCCUCCCUCCACCAUUCCCCCCCUUCCGUCCCGCCUUCGCCGCCCCCCAGCCGCCACCAUGCAGGAGCUCAUCGCCAGCGUGGACCACAUCAAGUUCGACCUGGAACAAGCUGUGGAGCAGCAGCUGGGGGCGCAGCCGUUGCCCUUCCCUGGCAUGGACAAAUCGGGUGCAGCUGUUUGUGAAUUCUUCCUAAAGGCGGCCUGUGGUAAAGGGGGCAUGUGCCCGUUCCGACACAUCAGCGGGGAAAAGACAGUUGUUUGCAAACAUUGGCUACGAGGACUGUGCAAAAAGGGUGACCAGUGCGAGUUUCUGCAUGAGUAUGACAUGACCAAGAUGCCUGAGUGUUACUUCUACUCUAAAUUUGGGGAAUGCAGUAACAAAGAAUGUCCAUUCUUGCACAUUGACCCGGAGUCUAAGAUCAAAGACUGUCCCUGGUAUGACAGAGGCUUCUGUAAACAUGGUCCCCUCUGCAGACACCGACACACCCGAAGAGUCAUUUGUGUGAAUUACCUGGUUGGGUUCUGUCCAGAGGGGCCCACCUGUAAAUUCAUGCACCCUCGGUUUGAACUGCCAAUGGGAACCACAGAGCAACCACCACUGCCUCAACCGACACAAACACAGCAAAAGAGGACACCCCAAGUCAUCGGAGUCAUGCAGUCUCAGAAUAACAACACUGGGAACAGAGGACCCCGGCCGUUGGAGCAGGUCACCUGCUACAAGUGUGGUGAAAAAGGUCAUUAUGCCAACAGAUGCACCAAAGGACAUCUGGCCUUUCUCAGUGGACAGUGAAAAGAGCAGGAAGAAGAGUGCAGGGGAGCUGUUAACACUGAGAAAAGGUUUCUGCCUAGCACUAUGUCUUGAACUAUUAAUCAGGUUGUUUUUUAAUGCCAUUACUGAAAGAACUGUUCUGAGGCUGGCUGCUGCUAAGCAACAUUUUUGUAAUUGUCCACAACUGGGUUGUUGGUUUGUUUGUUUGGUUUGGUUUGGUUUUCUUUUUAUGUUUUAACCUUUUAAAAGUGGAUUUUGGCCUCUGCCUGUUCUCCUUGAGCCCUGCUGAAAGGCAGAGCCGAAGGGCAGUAGGUACUCAGCCCCCUGCCGGUGCAACACAUCUUAACUCCAGUGUCUCUUUAAAGUGUUUCCCUUCUGCCACUUCUCUUUGGAGAACCUGCAAUGUUCCAGCCUCUCCCUGUGGAAGCAGGAAGACUGACUGGGAAAACUAAUACUCGAAUUGCCUUCCCUUCAGUGAGGAAGCAGAGAUCCUGCUCUCCUCUAGCUCUUUAAAAAAGCAAAGCCGUGUUCCCAGCUCCAGCCUGCUGCAGUUGGUGAGCUGCUGGGUGACUUAAUGCAUCCUCUGUGUCAGGCUGCAAAACCACUCAUGCCCACUUUGUUUUCUGUGCUUCUUGCUAUACUGGAGGUGAGAAAUCAAAUCUGGGUGAGAGCUGAUGGAGGGGAGACCAAUUUGGCGUUGCUGUGGUUAGCCAAGCGCUGCGGAGCGCUGGCUGUGGGAAAGCUGCCUCUGUGCAAGAAGCAAAGAGGAAAAGGAACGUGGCUGGAAGAGCAGGAAUAGGAGAGCUUUGUCUCAGCCCCUUGUCAUCCAGCUCACACUGAGCAGGCAUUCCCACAGCCUAGAGGAGGCCAGGAAGUGGAGAGGUGCAUUCUUAGGGAGCACUGCUUUUAAAAGCGGUAGAGGCCUCUGCCGAGAGCAGUUUUUGGCAAGCCAAACCCCAUCCGUUUUUUUUGGGAGACUCUUUCAAAAGGCCCAGUGGUAAAAUGUGAAUUAGAAAGAAAAAA